Molecule: messenger RNA, 3179 nt
Organism: Schistosoma guineensis
Lineage: Eukaryota; Metazoa; Platyhelminthes; Trematoda; Strigeidida; Schistosomatidae
Source: the annotation of a GenBank genome assembly
CUCGAUUCAACUGUAACUAGUUACGUUUAUAUCGAUUUGCUAGGUGGAUGAACUGAAUAUUCCCCACUUUGUUUUCAUACAAAAUCCUACUUAAGUUUGAACCCAAAGUCUAUUUAAUUAUUUUUCGCCUUAGCCAGAAUGCAGAAGGCUGAGCCAGAUGAAUAUAAUUUUAUGCCAAAUACAUGGGUCCUACCACAAGAAUUUGGAUACUUUUCAAAUUAUGCAAGAAAAUUAUAUCGACAAGGGUGUAACGCAUGCUUCAUACAAAAACCAGCUAAUGGAGCUAUGGGACAUGGGAUUCAAUUUAUCGACAAUUAACUAAUUAUACUAUAAAUAAACACCAUUCACAAUAUAAUCGUUCCAAUGAUGAUAUAUCCGGUAGUAAACGUUCAUUUGCAUUCUUUAAUCAUUAUAUACAUAAAAUAAAACACUCUAAUCCACUGAUUAUUUGGGAUAAAAUCUAUGAUUUAAUUAUUAAAACAUUAAUUAUAGCAUUACCACAUCUAAUACAUUUUUAUCGUAUUUCACGACAUAAAUCAAAUCAGAAUUACAUUCAUAGUAAUAACAAUAAUAGUAAUAAUAAUAAUAAUAAUAAUAAUAAUAAUAAUAAACACAGUCUAAAACAAUCUGGAUAUUAUAAAAGUAAACAAGAUUUAACAAUGAAUACUAAACAAUUCAUAUACAAUAAAGUUAAUCAUGAUCCUAAACAAACAUCUAUGACAACAUCAACUAUGAUCAAAUCUAAAGUUGACCAAGAUCCAACAUCAUCAUCAUCAUUGAUUUGUUCAAAUUUAUUUGAAAUAUUAGGUUUUGAUAUAUUAAUUGAUGAACAAUUAAAUCCAUGGUUAAUUGAAGUGAAUCGUUCACCAAGUUUUAAUACAGAUCAACAAUUAGAUCAACAAAUUAAAUAUAAUUUAUUAACAGAUACAAUUCGUUUAUUAAAUAUUAAACCAUCAGAUAAAUCUCAUGUGGAAAAGCAACAAAAAUUAACUACAAGAAAACGUUUAUAUAGUAGUCACUCUGUACAAACAAGAAAUUGGAUGUAUAAAUCAAAUUCCAAUAAUCAAAAUGAUAAGAUUCAUAAAUAUUUCGACAAUAAUCGAUUGUCUAACAAAAAACAUGUAAACCAUGAAUUGUUUCGUCGUGAUAAUGUCCAUUUAAAAACAACUUACCAAUCACCUUUUGCAAACCAUUCAGAUAUUGACUAUUUAAAAUUAAUUAAUGAUCAAGAUCAAUUGGAGGAUAAAAAGCUCAGUUGGAAAAUUGAUCGUUUAAAACAACAGUUAUCUAGAAUACGUCAACAAUUAUCACUUGAAUUCUAUGAACAUCAUAAUUGUGGUAAUUGGCAUCGAAUAUUUCCAUCUGAUAAUUCAACAUUACAAACAAAAUAUGCAUCAUUAAUUAUGACAAGUUUUAAACAAUUUUUAUACUCUAAUCAUAAUGAUAUAUUGAAUGAAAUAAAAACUACUUAUUUAAAUUCAAUCACUGAAGAUGACAUUUAUGAUGAAUUGUCAAAAUUAAUAAAAAAAGAAUCAAAAUCAAAGCCUGGAAUAAAUGUUGAACAGUAUUUGACUGCAGUAUGGUCACACUGGGUAGAUGACCGUGACACAAGUGAUAACAAUGAUUCUGAUGAUGAUAUAGAUUACGAUGGUAGCUUUAUUCAUAGCAAUGAAAAUUCUACAAACCGAAUUCAUUUACCAAAUGAUUAUUUUAUUAAGUCAUCAAUGGAUAGAAAAAUGAAAAGUAUGUCAACAUUGUCAACAUUACCACCAUCAAAUCAUGUAUCUUUUAAUGAUGCUAAUUUAAAAGUAAACUCAACCCCAGUAUCUCCAUGUAAAUUCUCAUUAAAUGAAAAUUGUAAUGUUACGAAACAGAUGACAGAUAAGCUAUCACUUGGCAAGAAAUGCAAAUCAUUAGACGUUGAACGAAAUUUAAAACAUGCAAAUAAACGAAUACAAACUACUGAUUAUGAUAAUAAUACUAUCUCUCCGGUAUCGUUUCCCCGUACUAAUCAAAAUAGUGGUCAUGAUAAUACUCAACUCGUUGGCAACGACCAAGGUUCAAUGUUUUAUGUUGAUUCGACUAAUAAAUAUUUGUCAUGCACUACUGGAUCGGAUCAGAAGAAAGCUUGUAAUUCAAAGUCAAUAGCAAACAUCAAAGUAGGUAAACAUGAAAUGAAUAUUCUAUUAGAUGUUGAUGAUAAAUUUAACAAUUUACAUAAUUUAAAACUAUCAUCUUCUAUAAACAAUAAUGAAUGUUUGAGUAAGAUAGCUAGUACUACUACUACUACUAAUACUACUAAUUAUCAAUUUAUACCGAAACAAAUAUGUUUCUUACCAAUUAUUCAUUGGAAUUAUUGUACAUUGAAUGAAAUUCUACCAUCAUUAUUAAAUAAGAAAUUAAAUGAAUCUUUAUUAAUUAAACAACAAUUAAUGAAAUAUAUUAAACAAUUUGAAAAUAUGAUACAAAAUCAAAUGACAUUAAUGAAUUAUUAUACAUGUAUGAAUAUGUUAGCAAAUGAAUUAUCCAUUAGAAUAAUGUAUACAAAUAAAUUAGAUCAAUUCAAUUCGAAUACAUUAGAUAAACAAGAUUUAUUAUAUUAUUAUAAUAUACAAUGUUUUAAUAAUAAAAGAAUGAUUGUAUAUAGACAUGAUGAAUUAAUACAAACAAUAAUAAAGAAUUGUUUGAAUUCAAUGAAUUUAAUGAAAAUUGAAAUUAAAUUAGAAGGUGAUUAUUUGCCCAAUGAAGAUAUCAGUAAACAAUUUGAAAACGGUUUAAUGAAUAAAUUUAUUCGUGGUUUACGAAUAACACGUUUAUUAAAUCGAAUCAAAAAUCGACUAUUAAUAAAUCAUGGUCAUUUAUUUCAAAGUAUAAUUCAAAUGAUACCUAAUGUACCAGUAAUGAAUGAAACAAUAAUGGAUAUGCCCAUGAAACAUUUAAUUACGGAACCAUUGUUAAAUGUUGAGGAAUUAUGUUGUAAACAUUUUCUUAGACUUUGUAUAGAAUCUUUUAUUUUAGAUCAUUUGAAAUAUUUAGAUGAAUUAAUUAAAACUACUGACAAUAAUGAUGAUAGUAUACAUUUAAAAAAGAUUACUUAAAACGUAUAUUUAUACAUAAACAAUAUUUCUUGUCAUAUUCUACUGUUGUCCUACUCAAAUACAGAUACACACAUGUUUCCU